Sardina pilchardus (European sardine) is the source of this 2638-nucleotide messenger RNA. Its product is annotated as speckle-type POZ protein-like B. Gene Ontology annotation, cellular component: nucleus; cytoplasm. Gene Ontology annotation, molecular function: ubiquitin protein ligase binding. The record is from RefSeq and is a predicted model, not a curated record. Gene Ontology annotation, biological process: proteasome-mediated ubiquitin-dependent protein catabolic process; regulation of proteolysis. The coding region runs from base 320 to 1498 and encodes 392 amino acids. The transcript is spliced from 12 exons. NCBI's taxonomy places the organism in Eukaryota, Metazoa, Chordata, Actinopteri, Clupeiformes, Clupeidae.
AGACAGAGAAGUGCACCGCUAUGUGCUUUGAAAAACAUCAGUCAAUCCAAUCAGUAGGGCAAAAAGUUCACUCUUAUUUUACACGUUAAGAUUGUUAAAUAAUAUCUGUCAACUAGCCUAGAGCUUAGGUUUUAUCAGAAGAGGAGGAGGGAUGGGAAAGGAUGGCCUGUAGUGUGUCUGCGUGAGCAUGCAGUGAGCCCCCCAGCCUCUCCGUGAUUCUGGGGAUGCCAUCGAGGGUAGUAUGAGAGCCCAGCCCUUCUCCAGAUUCAAAGUGGUGUGGUCAUUUUCGUAAGGGAAGUCAGCUGUGGCAGAGCUGGCCAUGUCACGGGUCCCCACGCCCCCUCCCCCGGGGGAGAUGACAGCAGGACCUGUGGCAGAGAGCUGGUGCUACACACAGGUGAAGGUGGUGAAGUUCUCCUACAUGUGGACCAUCAACAACUUCAGCUUCUGCCGAGAGGAGAUGGGUGAGGUGCUUAAGAGCUCCACCUUCUCCUCGGGCCCCAAUGACAAGAUGAAAUGGUGUUUGCGUGUGAACCCUAAAGGGCUGGAUGAAGAGAGCAAAGACUACCUUUCACUGUAUCUACUGUUGGUCAGCUGCCCCAAAAGUGAAGUCAGGGCCAAGUUCAAGUUCUCCUUACUGAAUGCCAAGCGAGAAGAGACUAAAGCCAUGGAAAGCCAAAGAGCAUACCGCUUUGUCCAGGGCAAGGACUGGGGUUUCAAGAAGUUUAUCAGGAGGGACUUCCUCCUGGACGAAGCCAACGGUCUCCUCCCGGACGACAAGCUCACCCUUUUCUGUGAGGUGAGUGUGGUGCAGGACUCGGUCAACAUCUCGGGCCAGUCCAACAUGAACGUGCUGAAGGUUCCGGAAUGCCAGCUGUCCGAUGACCUGGGCAGCCUCUGGGAGGGCUCGAGGUUCACCGACUGCAGCCUCUUUGUCGGGGGACAAGAAUUUAAAGCACACAAAUCUAUCCUAGCUGCAAGGUCACCAGUAUUCAACGCCAUGUUUGAACACAAGAUGGAAGAAAGCAAAAAGAACCGUGUGGACAUCAGUGACGUGGAACCUGUCGUCUUCAAAGAGAUGAUGGGCUUCAUUUACACAGGGAAGGCCCCCAACCUGGAGAAGAUGGCCGACAACCUGCUGGCUGCAGCAGACAAGUACGCUCUGGAGCGACUGAAGGUCAUGUGCGAGGAGGCGCUGUGCAACAGCCUCUCGGUGGAGAACGUGGCCGACAUCCUCAUCCUGGCCGACCUGCACAGUGCUGAGCAGCUGAAAGCACAAGCCAUAGACUUCAUCAACAGAUGUAGUGUGUUACGGCAGCUAGGUUGUAAAGAUGGGAAGAACUGGAACAACAGUCACGCUGCUGACAUCAUGGAGACUGCGGGCUGGAAGGCGAUGAUCCAUUCGCAUCCCCACCUGGUUGCCGAGGCGUUCCGCGCACUGGCGUCUGCCCAGUGUCCCCCGUUUGGCCUCCCUCGGAAACGACUAAAACAGUCCUGACCCCCACUGCCCCCACAGACUGCCAAAAGACACGAGAACCCUCCCCUUUCCUCACACUCCAUUCUCAACCCCGCCCUUCCACCCCACACACACACACACACACACACACCCCUCUCCUCCCCCUGAUGUUAGAGACCAGGUGGGGCAGGUGGACAGUCCCACAAUGCACUCCUCUCAGCCAGAAAGGGGAAGAACUCUUGACAUCAUGGCCGCCUCUGCGUCAGCUCCGCUCCCUGGCUCAGGAAAAUGACAUCAUGGAGCCGCAACUCCACAGGUCAUUUCUAACAUGGCCUUAACUGACCCCCAAACCUUUCCCUCAAACACACACACACGCACACACAUAUACUUACACAGUGUACACACACACACACACACACACACACACACACACGUGUCUGCACACCCCCUCAUCCCCGCCCAUCGUCUCUGUGUGUGACCCCGUGCCUGCCAAGGCUGACUCCAGGCCUCUCCAGAUUGCACUAGUCUCCCACAAUGCAGUAGUUGAAAAUAUGGUGUGGCGCUUUUGUGGACCUUGUCGCACAUCAAGUAAUGGGAGUGAAGGGGGCCCCUGUCGCCCAUCCUAGCUGUUGACCGAUCCUCCCCCCUCUCCCCCUCCCAGACGUGACGGAACAGGAACAGGAGCAAGAUGGUAUUAUGUUACGAGACGAGGCUCUCUGUUGCCCUGGACCAGUCUGAGGUGGCGAUGCUGCUCAUAUUGAAUACAAACUGUUCAAAACUUCCUCAGCGGUGGCCAUAAAAGAUGACACUGAGGACCCGCAUUACAUAUUUGGUUAAAAAAAAUGUGAUGUAUUAAAAGUGUAUGUAAUUAUGGAUAUUACACAUGAAAAAACUGAGAUGUCUGUAUUUUGCACCUCCUUAACUAUUGGGUAAAUAUGAAGAUUUGUUUACCGACUUCUCUUUUGGUUUACAACGUUUUUUUUUGUUUUUUUUUCUCCUUUUUUUGUGUUUCUUCAUGUUGCAUUCUUUCUGAACUUGGUCUUUUUAUUUCCGUUGGAUUCUGCUUUGCUUAGUUGAUCAAACGACUGAGUUCUUUGUCUUCUGAAAAAAGCUGUAUUGUGGUUUAUGAAUUAUUAUGAAUUAUGAUUUCAUGCUUUGAAAUUAAAAUGCAGAAAAAACGUG